UGAGAUACGAGAUACACUCUUUCAACAUCGAACUUUUGAAAAAAUGUCUUUACUUGAUCAAUCUUAUUAUUCUCAAAUAUGGGGCAGUCUCCUGGGGCUUAUAAUUUUAAUUUUAGACAUUAUCGCAAUCUUUGAAGUCCUGCAAUCUGGACGUUCGAUGCUUUCAAAACUUUUAUGGAUACUUUUGAUAUUUUUCUUUCCUAUCGGUGGAUUAAUCAUUUAUUGGUAA
This is a messenger RNA of Scutellospora calospora, 229 nucleotides long. NCBI's taxonomy places the organism in Eukaryota, Fungi, Glomeromycota, Glomeromycetes, Diversisporales, Gigasporaceae. The record is from the annotation of a GenBank genome assembly.